Aspergillus glaucus CBS 516.65 is the source of this 567-nucleotide messenger RNA. RefSeq lists its product as uncharacterized. The transcript has a single exon. The record is from RefSeq and is a predicted model, not a curated record. The coding region runs from base 1 to 567 and encodes 188 amino acids. Lineage: Eukaryota; Fungi; Ascomycota; Eurotiomycetes; Eurotiales; Aspergillaceae.
AUGACCUUCGCAGCCCCCGUCUCAAACGGCAAAUUUUCCCUCGCCGUCGACAGCUUCUACGUCGAAACCUCCAACCACAAUCUGCACCGCCGCGCGACCGUCCCCGAGCUCCAGUCCCUCUUUGACACCAGCACCGCAAACAAGACACCAGACCCCGUGGGGCACUGGUACAAAGCGCAGUUGUUGCAUUAUGGACUCGCACCGUCGAAUAAUAAGGCUGUUGCGAAGAUGCGGUUGUUGGAUGCGGUGAGGGGUGGGGGGUUGGAGGGGCCGAGGGAUAUUGUCAAGGUUGAGGGGGAUUUGAAGAGGGAGUGGAAGAGGAAGGAUAAGGAGACUAUGAGUGGUGGUUCUGCUGGUGUUGGUGAUGCUGCUGCUGCUGCUGCUGCUGCUGGAGCUGGGGCUGGUACGAAGACGGCUGGUGGUAAUAAGAGGAAGAGGGAUGGUGAGGAGGAGAGUGUACCGACUCCCAAGGCGACGACGGCGAAAAAAAACCAAGGCUGCGGAUUCGACACCUGCGGAGAAGGCGGAGACUGGUGCUGGAACCGGUGCGAAAAAGACUGCUGCUAA